Messenger RNA from Pseudoliparis swirei, 1790 nucleotides. It is a transcript of the gene hpn, whose product is annotated as hepsin. Gene Ontology annotation, molecular function: serine-type endopeptidase activity; serine-type exopeptidase activity. Bases 397 to 1677 code for a protein of 426 amino acids. The transcript is spliced from 13 exons. Gene Ontology annotation, cellular component: membrane. Gene Ontology annotation, biological process: proteolysis. Lineage: Eukaryota; Metazoa; Chordata; Actinopteri; Perciformes; Liparidae. The record is from RefSeq and is a predicted model, not a curated record.
CCUCCACUCCGUCCGCGCGCAGGGGCGACCACAGGGCGACCACUCGGAGCGAGGACCAGUUGGGACAGACUUUUCACGAAACACUUUAUUUUAAUUCAGUCCCUUGGUGUUCCAGGCGCGUGCCUGCGGCCCGGUGGAGGGCGUCGGGGCGGCGGGUGAACGCGGCGCGGCUCCGCUGCCUCUUCCUCUCUUUGAGGUCAGUAACCUGUGAAGAGAAGAGGAGGACAAAAAACAGGAUUUACUGAAAACUGGGAUUUAUCAGAGCUGAAUUAGACAUGGUCGCCUAUUUCUGAGGCACAGCAGUGUUUUGUGUUCAUAUUUGUCCAAAAAAGAAGAGGAAUAUUAGUGACUAGCGGAGGCCAGCACGUGCUACACCUGCUGCCAGCAGAUACAGAGAUGUAUGCGGAAAAGGUUGCGAAGGAGGGGAAGAUGGGGAACAGGGCCAUCUCUCUGACCUUUGUGCUGACCCCCUGCCGUGUGGUUGGGGUGUGCGUGACACUGAUGACCUUGGGAGCCAUUGGAAGCGCCGUCUGGGCCGUAGUCACGUAUUGCACAAUGGACGAAGACACCGGAUUAUAUGACGUCCAGGUAACGUCUGCUGACCAGCGUCUGCGAGUCUUUGACUCCGCCCAGCGGAGGUGGCGUCAGGUGUGUUCCUCCCCGGCCGACGAGCUGCUGGCCAGCAUCAGCUGUGAAGAAGUGGGCUUCAUCAAUGUGGUGAACUACUCCGUCACCUCGGUGGAGGCCGGUGGAGACAGAGGGGAGUUCUUCUGCGUCCGACAGCAAGAGCUCAGCUACGGCAAGAAAAUCAAAGACUCCUUGUUCCCAUGUGACUGUGUGAGCGGGGAGGUGCUCACUCUGCUGUGUCAAGACUGUGGUCGGCGUAGCUUUGCAGCGGACCGUAUCGUGGGCGGCGUGGUGGCCCGUCACGGCAGCUGGCCGUGGCAGGUCAGCCUGGAGUACGACGGCGUUCACCAGUGCGGAGGCACCAUCAUCUCCAACCGCUGGAUCGUGUCCGCCGCGCACUGCUUCAGGGACCGAUACCGCUUCGUGAACCGCUGGCGCGUGCUGCUCGGCUCCGUCUACAGCAAACCCGUCAACGCCAACGUGGUGGAGGUGAACACCAUCGUUUACCACAGCAGCUACCUGCCCUUCGUGGACGCCAGCAUCGACGACAACAGCAGGGACAUCGCGGUCCUGGCCCUCAGCCAGCCCCUCACCUUCAACGAAUACAUCCAGCCUAUCUGCCUGCCAGCAUACGGCCAGAGGCUGAUAGACGGACAGAUGGGAACAGUAACCGGCUGGGGGAAUGUCGACUACCACGGAGUUCAAGCCGAUGUUCUCCAGGAGGUGAACGUUCCCAUCAUCAGCGACGCCGUGUGCAACGCGCCCGACUACUACGACAACCAGAUCACCACCAGCAUGUUCUGCGCUGGCUACGAGAAAGGAGGCACCGAUUCCUGCCAGGGGGACAGCGGGGGUCCUUUCGUGGCUGAAGACUGCCUGUCCAAGACCCGGCGGUACCGCCUGCUGGGCGUGGUGAGCUGGGGGAUCGGCUGCGCCAUGCCCAAGAAGCCUGGCGUCUACACCAGAAUCUCACGAUUCCUACCUUGGAUAUCCACGGCCAUGAGGAACUACAACAACUCACCGGGGCUUCACAAAAUGGCUCGGACAUGAGAUUCCUGUUCCCGAGUUUCCACUUUUUUCUACUCUUGGAUAUAUUAAAGACCUGGAAGACGUCCCCAGACGGAUGAACGUCUUCACGGUGACAGAGUCCCACUUAAAGCUUU